AUGAUACCCCAAUUCUUACUCUUGCUGUGGCUGACACUGGUCAAAGGCGAAGUAUUAUAUUUGGAUAACGAGACGCGUCUCGCAUGUGCAAAUGUAAACGCUGGAGAAGACAGUGUGGGCCCUGCCAAGGACACGUACAUCCAGUUCUCAUUCGACGAGCUGGAGACGCCUGGAGUGAUGGCCUUGGCGAUUUUCGAGUGGAGAGAUUAUGACCGGAUUGGAGGCGUGUGUGACGAUGCUGCCAUCGACAACAAUAAAUGUGAAGAGCAUGAAUAUGCCACCUUCAAGGUCAAGCCCGAGGAGACUGACAACCUGUACUCCAGAGUCUUCUCCUUUCCUCUGAAUCUCCAGAGCAUCCAAAAGUUCCGGUACACGGUGUUUAAAUCCGGCCAGUACUGUGCCAUGGUGCACCCUGUGAUCCCCAACGAUGACUUUGCCGCCAAAAUGUCCAUCAAAAGCGCAUAUGGGUUUCUGGGAGGUGGCGAGGUGGGUCUGCUGUUACUGAGCCGUAUUUCAAUCAUCUAUCAUUUUGUGACCUUUUCCAUCUGGUUCUACGCGUAUAAAAAGAACUCGAAACACGCGGUACCUGUCCAGAAGUACCUCACCAAGGCCAUGGGUCUACUGGUGCUCAAGUCCGUGUUGGUGUUUGUCAAUCUGUCUAUGACGAACAAAUACGAAACUGCGCCUGAAUUAGUCGCCACGGUGGCAUCCAUAGUCAAGCCUGUGGCCGACUCGCUCUUUCUGUCUCUUCUGAUUGUCAUGUCUCUAGGUUAUGGAACCAUUGUCCAGUCCAAGUCUCUCAAAUUCUACUUUCUGUCGUGGGUGGUGAAGGGAGGUUGGUUUUGUGUGGCCUAUUUCCUGCUCAAGCCUCUCAAUCUCCCCAUUGACAUGUCUGAUUUCUCUCCCGAGGCUCUCAAGAUCACCUUCUACAUCCCCAUCAUGCUGGGUCUUGUUGUCACCACCCGGUAUCUGAAGAAAACUAACCAGUCGGCACUGGCCAGACGAAGUGCCAUGCUCACCAUGGCUCUACUGGCUCUGGGAAUCGUCUAUGCAGGUGUCUACCUGACCUUUAAAGCACACGUGCAACAAAACUGGACUUUGUUUGAGUACCAAUGGUUCCUUCCAGCCUGUGGAGAGCUAGCUGCGGAGAUGAUAUACCACCUUUGUUUCUGCGUCUUCUGGUUCCCGAGACCGUUACAAGCAGCAAAAGAGAUUGAUAAGGAGAUGUAA
Yarrowia lipolytica CLIB122 is the source of this 1230-nucleotide messenger RNA. RefSeq lists its product as uncharacterized. Gene Ontology annotation, biological process: retrograde transport, endosome to Golgi. The record is from RefSeq and is a predicted model, not a curated record. Gene Ontology annotation, cellular component: Golgi apparatus; membrane. Lineage: Eukaryota; Fungi; Ascomycota; Dipodascomycetes; Dipodascales.